This is a messenger RNA of Cadophora gregata, 2273 nucleotides long. RefSeq lists its product as uncharacterized. NCBI's taxonomy places the organism in Eukaryota, Fungi, Ascomycota, Leotiomycetes, Helotiales, Ploettnerulaceae. Gene Ontology annotation, biological process: 7-methylguanosine cap hypermethylation; 7-methylguanosine RNA capping. Bases 855 to 1754 code for a protein of 299 amino acids. Gene Ontology annotation, cellular component: nucleus. The transcript is spliced from 6 exons. Gene Ontology annotation, molecular function: RNA cap trimethylguanosine synthase activity. The record is from RefSeq and is a predicted model, not a curated record.
GAAGAAACAUAUCAGCAGGAGCUGCGAGAAAUACGAGGCUUGAAACUUCCGUGUAAAGCCUUUGCAUGGGCAGUUUGAGGCUUCAGUUUCAACGAUAUAUCGGUCACUUUCAACUCAUGGCCAGCUGAAAAGUAUCAGACAUCUCAAAUACGACAACCUUGACCUGGUUUCUUCAAUGAGAACGAGACCCGGUAUUGCUAAAGUCAUUUUCUAAGACCGAGAAGCGUCAUUCGAAACGCAAGGAAAAGGAAAUUGAGGAGGUAUUGCGGGCAGCAGGCGAUCACAGACCGAGAAUUGAGUUGUUUGACAACAGUCCUGUCAGACGCGCCCGCCACAGUACAAAUAGAGAGGCUUCGACGUUGAAUACGGUUCAAGUUGUGAUCGAAUUACAGCCACGUGAGCAGGAUCCUGGCCCACCAACGAUCAACCACCACCAAAAGAAAAGCUUCUUUGCAGAAUCGGCAGGACCUGAACUCUCAGGAUCCUAAAAAAAUUAUCCUGGCGCAUUUGUACCUGGAUCAGAAACUCUGUUUGGGAAUUCAUCCUCGAAAAGCCCAGCAAAAUCAUCUAAAGCCGUCCCUUUGCUACCUACAUCUCUGGACAUAAAUCUGAGAAAUUCAGGGAAACCGAAGAAAUAACUUAUUAAGCUAAGGUCCACAUCGAGAAAGCAACUUCGCAUUAUUCGACACGCCAUCAAACAGACGCUUCGAAAUCCCUGCAAGACAAUUUUGGGAAUCUUGAAGGGACUGAAAAAGGCCAAACAAAGGCUGUGGUUAAAAGCGAGCCAUCUGUCUAGAGCCAACACAAAGUCGCAAGAUUGCAAGGGACGCACUUCUAUAUCGGUGCUUCCGCCCAUGUUACUCCUCCUCGGUCCUCUCCAGAUCGUUGUCAAUCCACUUGCAUGUCAACAAUCGCCAGCGGACACCAACGAAGCCUUGGACUCGAGCAGAUUGUCUCCGGCGAAACGGUAUUCCGCAGCGGAAGUUCCAACCCAGGCCAUUCCAACUCUCACCAGCUCGAAGAACUUCUCGCAGACAGGGGAAUCUCAAAGCUUCGAGUUGACUGAUCAGUGCCAUCACUACACGCACAUAGGGGAAGUUGAGUAUGACAUUCAGAAGUACUGGCAGCAACGAUACAGCAUCUGGUCCCUGUACGACGAAGGAGUCUACAUGACGGAUGAUGCUUGGUUUGGAGUCACUCCAGAACCUGUUGCAAACAAAGUAGCAGAGGAUUUCGCAGCCCUCGUACCGGAAUCAAAAACAAUCCUAAUCGAUAUGUUCGCUGGUGCUGGCGGGAACGUGAUCGCAUUCGCCCUGUCAGAACGCUGGUCAAAAAUAAUCGCAAUCGAGAAAGACAUCUCGGUAAUAGCGUGCGCGCAACACAAUGCAUCUAUCUACGGCGUCGCCAACCAGAUAACAUGGAUCAACGACGAUUCAUUCGCCUACCUCGCAAAGCACUCAUCGUCAAUUGAUUCGUCUCAAACUGUCAUCUUCGCCUCGCCUCCGUGGGGUGGACCUCGCUAUGAGGAAGGUGAGAUUUACAACUUGAGUAAGAUGCAGCCGUACGGCAUCAAGCAGAUCUACGAGGUGGUCAAAACGAUGGAUUCAGCGCUCUAUUUACCACGUGGUAGUGACCUGCGGCAGAUAGCUCGUUUGGCUCCUGGUGAAAAAAAGAUCGAAGUCGUGCAGUAUUGCAUGCAAGGCGCAAGCAAAGCGAUGGUUGCAUACAUUCCGGCAGCUUCUUCGGCAACAUAGAUCAACCCAGUUGACGACUCACUAUAAAGUUGCUAUUGAAAACCGAGCUAGCAGAUUGAAACUGGCAAGGAAUGUAGCUAGUUUGUCACAGUUUGUGGGGGGAAGCAAAAUCAUGCCUUGAAGCCUCAGGGUCAAUUAUUCCCACCUUUGCGCUGAAGCAAACCUUUUGUUGCACUUCGCAGAUAUUCAGACCUGAGGUUGUAAGGCAGGCUCACAUUAGCUCCAGGAUCACUUCUUCAGUGCUCUGCAACGAACAAUGUCAGAAGAUAAGAUAGACGCAAGAAGAAACGAAAACUCACUUCGACAAACGGGUAUAUAAUUUGUGAGGUUUGCGACGACGACUUGGUAUGAUCUGACUUAGUGUGCCUGUAACCUCAGGCUCUGGAAUAGGUACCUGAAAGACCAGGAUCGACGAAUGACAUCUUCUCAAUUGGCAGGACGUAGUUGGACAAUAGAACCAACACUUCACACAUUUGGCUGCGGAGAAAAGUAAAGUAGGAAGUAUGAUGCAACCCCUUC